AUGACGAUUAAGCCCAAAUCGCCGGCGAGAUUCAAGCUCGGGAGACAGUCUUCGUUAGCGCCGGAUUCACGAACUCCGACCGAGACGGUAACGGAAGAUGAGGACGAAGAUUUGGUAGCGGCGGCGGCGGCUGGGAUCGUGGAUCCGACGAUUCGUUUAAUGUAUUUAGCUAACGAAGGUGAUAUCGAUGGGAUUAAGAAGAUGUUAGAUUCUGGAACUAAUGUUGAUUACCGUGAUAUCGAUGGUCGUACUGCUCUUCACGUCGCUGCUUGUCAAGGACGAACCGAUGUUGUUGAGCUUCUGCUUAAUCGUGGUGCUAAGGUUGUUUCGAUGGAUCGAUGGGGUAGUACGCCUCUUGCAGAUGCAGUGUAUUACAAAAAUAAUGAUGUGAUUAAACUUUUGGAGAAACAUGGUGCAAAGCCUCCGGGUACCUUUCAUAAGGCUUCAUGGCGUGGAAUUGAUGUGGCUGUUAAAACCUUUGGAGAGGAAAUGUUUACCGAUGAAGAUAAAGUGAAUGCGUUUAGGGACGAACUUGCACUGCUUCAAAAGAUACGCCAUCCGAAUGUUGUCCAGUUUCUGGGGGCAGUUACUCAAAGUACCCCCAUGAUGAUUGUCACAGAGUAUUUACCAAAGGGAGAUCUUCGACAAUAUCUAGACCGGAAAGGACCUCUAUUGCCAGCGCAUGCUGUGAAGUUUGCACUUGAAAUUGCUAGGGGAAUGAAUUAUUUGCACGAGCAUAAACCUGAAGCUAUAAUCCAUUGCGACCUAGAGCCUCCAAACAUACUGCGGGAUGAUUCGGGACAUCUGAAAGUUGCAGACUUUGGAAUCAGCAAGCUGCUGGUAGUUAAGAAGACAGUUAAAAAAGACAAGCCUACUACAUCAUUGGACAGUUCUUGGAGAUACAUGGCUCCGGAAGUUUACAGGAAUGAAGAGUAUGAUACAAAAGUAGAUGUAUUUUCUUUCGCUUUGAUCUUACAAGAGAUGAUAGAAGGAUGUGUACCAUUUCAUCUGAAAGAAGAAAGCGAAGUUCCGAAAGCAUAUAUUGAAGAUGAACGUCCACCAUUCAAUGCUUCAAUAAAAUCAUAUCCUUUCGGUUUAAGAGAGUUAAUCCAAGAUUGUUGGGACAAAGAAGCAUCAAAAAGACCAACGUUUCGAGAAAUCAUCACUGCUUUGGAGUUGAUAAGUGAUCGAAUCGCAAGGAAAAUGGGCUGGAAGGUGAGGCUAGGAAGGUGCCUUCCAAGAUUCAGAUUGUUUACGAAGAGAGAUUAUGUGAAUCCCAGUAGUGGCCGUUCAUCAAGCUCCAUCACCAGAUGA
Molecule: messenger RNA, 1314 nt
Organism: Arabis nemorensis
Lineage: Eukaryota; Viridiplantae; Streptophyta; Magnoliopsida; Brassicales; Brassicaceae
Source: the annotation of a GenBank genome assembly